AUGAAUGUGCUGAAUUGCUCUCUUCAAGGAAAAAAAUGCUUCCAUCAUCGAUGUCCAAGAUUAGAUGAAUGCCUUCUGUCAACAAAUGGAACUGUGGCAAGGCAAGUCAACGUCAACAACAUCGCUAUGUUUACCAGGCAAAACCAAUUUUUUCAAAGUAGCGAGGUUCAGUGCCCGGCGACCGAAAUUGGCGAGCAUCCGCUCACACUCAAGACGUCAAUGACGAAAUAUUUUCCUGAAGGCAAGGCUCUGGAGAUGAACACCGCAUGGAUGAAGCAACCAUUUCUUGUCGCCGAAGAUGUCAUUUUUGACAACGAAUUCCUGAAGUUGAGAAAUUAUUCCGUGACCCAUAACACAUUCGACACUGUUGAGGAUAUUGCAUCUUUCUGGAUUAAGCAAGGAGCAGUAGGAUACCCAACUCUAAUGACUCGGGCUAUCGACGUACUUCUUCCAUUUCCCACGACCUAUAUGUUUGAACUUGGGUUCUCGGCAAUGUACCACAUCAAGUCCAAGACUAGAAACCGGCUCGUUCCAAGCUCAGAUAUGAGGCGGCCUUUGUCAAAGACUAAACCACGCAUCCAAAAUCUGGUGUCGCAAAACAUGUUCAUCCAUCUCACUAAGACUAAGUCUAUAACAGCACUAUAA
Molecule: messenger RNA, 645 nt
Organism: Homarus americanus (American lobster)
Lineage: Eukaryota; Metazoa; Arthropoda; Malacostraca; Decapoda; Nephropidae
Product: protein ZBED8-like
Exons: 1
Coding region: 1-645 (214 amino acids)
Source: RefSeq, a predicted model, not a curated record